AGUUCUCUCUGUGCCCUAAUUAGUCUAACUUUUUCACUUUUCAGCUUUUUCUUUUCCCAUGGUCUUUCUCAACUAUGAGCAAGAUUUAUCUGCUCAUCUGACUUACAGAAUUUUCUUCUUACCCUUCAUUCCUUUUUCUAUCUACCCUAUUGACUGAUUUUGAAGCAAGCUCUAACCUCCUUCAGAGUAGGCAACCAUUUGGCUUUUCUCACAUAACUCUGUAUUUCUGUGGUAGUUUAUAAUGAUCAACUGUAAUUCUAUGGUUUCAUCCCAGUUGGGCUUGUCUCCCCUGCCCUUGUUUCUUGUGGUUUUGAAAGUGACAUAUACUCUAUACUCAAUACUGGACUGUAAGUAAACCAGACUCUACCAUUGCCACUUUAAAAAAAAUGUAUAUAGAAAGAUACUAGCAUUAGGACCUGCGCGGAGUCUUUGAAUCAAGAGAUCUCUUGAUUCAUUCAAUCUCUCUUAGACAUUCACACACAUACACACAAACUGCAACAAGAGGAGGAAAGUCGGCCAAAAGGGCUUUAAACAUUUCAAAGUUUCCAUUUGUAGAAGCAAUGGGGAAACGUGGCAGGCCAAGGAAAGAAUUCAAAUGUGAAGGUGAUGCUGGGGAAGCUGUUCUAGGGCAGCAGCAACUGCCAGUGAUAGAUAAUACGUCCAGGUGCCCGUUCAGUGACAUUUUCAACACCAGCAGUGAGGACUCCAUGGAGAAGAUCAACACUUUUCUACAGAAUGUGCAGAUUUUGCUGGAAGCAGCCAGCUACCUGGAGCAAAUCGAGAAAGAAAACAAAAAGUGUGAACAUGGGUAUGCCUCAGCCUUCCCUUCCAUGACAAGUCUUGGGUUGCAGGACCCAAAGCCACUGCAGAGACUGAGCCGGUCAAGAAAGCACAGCAGCGGAGGCAACAGCACAGGCACUACAAACAGGUCUACGCACAAUGAACUAGAAAAGAAUCGACGAGCCCAUCUCCGCCUGUGUCUAGAACGCUUAAAAGUUCUGAUACCACUAGGACCUGACUGCACCAGACACACAACCCUUGGGCUACUUAACAAAGCCAAAGCACAUAUCAAGAAACUUGAAGAAGCCGACAGGAGAAGCCAGCAUCAGCUUGAGAACCUGGAAAGAGAGCAAAGGUUUCUAAAGCGACGAUUGGAGCAGCUGCAGAGCCCUCAGGACAUCGAGCGAAUACGAAUGGACAGCACUGGAUCAACCAUGUCCUCAGAUCGCUCUGAUUCAGAGCGAGAAGAAAUUGAAGUGGAUGUGGAAAGCACAGAGUUCUCCCAUGGAGACGUGGAUGAUAUCAGCACAACCAGUACAAGUGACAUUGAUGAUCACAGCAGCUUGCAGAGCAUUGGGAGUGAUGAGGGUUACUCCAGCGCUAGUGUCAAGCUCUCCUUCACUUCCUAGAGCCUGGUGCUAGAGCAGAGCAACUGGUUUCUUUGGGGCAAUUUCAUAUGGCAGAGCUCUUAAGAUACAGUAUUUUUCUUACCCAACCCACCCUUCAACAGCUAAGCUUGGACAGACACAACUUUAGAAUAGCUCCAUGGGUCCACAGAAGAGUGGGAACCUAGUAGGGGAGCCAACUAGCCUUUAUUUAAUCAUAGUCCAAAAUUUUUGACUUAGUGCUAAACCUUAGUUAAUUUGAAAUCCAGGAUACCACUUCAGUUGCACAUAGCUGGGCUGAGAUUUUCCCAUCAGCAAUGGAUAACUAUACUGAGAGAUUAUUUGAUUGGAUGGGAAAUUUGGCUGUUCAGGCUCUUGUUUUUUAAUUGUCACAGUUGUUUUUUUUCACCCCUCAUGUCCAAACUUAACUAACUUGUUAUAAGACCCUUUGUGGUGCUAAUAAUAAAUAAUAUAGAGUAUGUCCAAUAUCUAUGAUAAUCUAGCAUAUCUGGGAUAGCUAUAUGUUGGUCCCAAAUGAUGGGAUAAAGUAGCCAAGGUGAUAUAGUUCAUUGGAUGAACCACUUCCAAUGCAUUUGCACAAUAUUUGAAGUUUUUUUUAAAAAAGCUCCAUUUUAGAUUCCUUUGAAUUCCAUCAAUGAAUUUAAUUUUUCAUUUUUUUUUAAUAGAACUAAAAAGUUAAAUAGUUUUCCUGUAGCCUCACCAGCAGAAGUUAGUCCAGUCAGCAUCUUCUAUUAACUGGGUAUCUCCAGCCAUCUUUGAUCAUUAUCAUCUGACAAAUGUAAUAAUAGUAAGAUGCUCUGCUUAGGUGCUGCAAAUCUGGAAGCAUUUCCCAUUCAGCUCAACUUUUCGCUGGACAUGGUUUCAAGGCAAGAAACUUGGGCUGUAUGAUUUUACCACUAGAUUAUUGAGCUGUAGCAGGCCACCACAGGUGCAACUGCGCUCUGGAUUCAGUGGCUGAGCUAGAAUGAUUCUCCUGAUACAGAGGGUGAAAGACAGACCAGCCUGUAAAACAAGUGAUGAUGUGCAGAAAAGACAGUCUCCACUCUGAGCCACAAUUACCUAUUUUUUCUUUUGCAAAUUAUUUUGAUAAACAUUUGUAAAAGUUGUUUGGGUGAGAUAACCUGUGACAAUGUAUUUUUAGAUCUCCUAGGCGUGAUCCUGCAAAUCUCUUUUGUAAUUAACACCAGUUGAAAGGGGCUUGUUUUUCUGCUGCCAUGCACAAGAGGAACAGGGACUCUUCUUGGUUUUAUGGCUCUUCCUUUUGGAUUCCUGUUUGGAUUCCCUUUGCAGACUUUGGCACCUGGAUUCCUAAUGUAGUCUUGGGUCCAUAGCUAAGAAGCAUCUCACUUAACAGUCUGCUAGGUUGAUUCCAAUUUCUCCUGAGCAGAAACUGUUGUCUUGCUGUUAAAAGGAUAAGAUUGUAUACAAUGUUUUUAUCAUUGUUUUUAUUUUGAGCUUUCUAACCUGCACUUUGAGGUCUUCGCUUUUCUUUAAGCUUUUUAACCACAGAGAUACUUAUUACUGUUCCUUUACCAAGUUUAAACUUUACUCUUUAUUUUCAGACUUCAUUUAUGACACUUAUUUGAGGAUUUUUUGGGGGUGGUGGUGGUAAUUUGCCUGUCCCCCAAUUACUAAGGGAAACAUGAAAAGUAAAAAAAAAAAAAAUGCUUUAUAAAACUCAUAACUUAUUGCUGAUUAUAAUUACUGGGUUGUUAAUUUCAGUCCUGUAGAUCUUUAAUUUCAUUGUUUAGAUAGGACUGGGUGACAAAAAUAAAAACAAGAUAACCUCAUUUAGCAGUACAGUGGAAUUGUGUUUAAAUGUUAGCAUAUGUUUCUGCUUAAUAGUAGCACUUUAAUACCAUUAAACAUUUCUGUAUCUGAAACACAUUUGUUCUGCCAUGUUGGUCACUCAUGAGACUUUAGAAUACUCAUGUUGUUUGUGCCUGGAACUUAAAAAAAAAAAAACUCCAUUGGCCAUGUGAUUAGAUACCCCCAAAUAACUUCUCCUGUAGAUCUUGUCUCAGUACUGUUAUGUUGUGUGAUUUAACCCCAAUGUGUUAGGCAUUCACCCCAGAGCUAUUAUUAUAUCGUACAAUAUAACAUACCACUUUAGGACCUGUGUCAUGUACUAGAGACAUCAUGCUGCCAGGUUUUAUAGUGUAUUCAUAGCUGGGGUUUCAGUUCUUCUGUUUAUUAAAAUCUGGUUGCAGUUACACAUCUCUCUCUCCUAUGGAACUAAAACUCUGUAACACUGGUUUACUCCAUAUGGUAAUCUCUCCCUCUAGUGGCUGAAAUAGUAAUUGUUAGUUUUAGUUAAUGGGAAUAAAGGUUUCAGUAAGAACUGUUUUUAUAAUUCUGAGGCCUAUUAAUAUGGCUAAUUAACCUGCAUUGUGUCUUAGUGCAAUUUGGUGGGAUUGCCAGAACGGUCACUGAGAACUCAAAUGAGCAAGAUUACAGUGGCACUGUCAGUUCUGAUCUGUGAUUUCUUAUUCCACCAAAAUAAGUUUGUUUCUGUGAAUUCAGUUGCAGAAACUUACUUUUGCUUACGUAUUUUCUGUAAGCAAAAGGGCCUGAGUUCAAAUUUUAGCACAGUCUUCACCAGCCCACUGGCUCUUAGUGUGCUUGAACUAGAAAGGCAGGGGCUGGCUGAAAGGUCUGAUCUUCAGUCUCAAUACAGGGGACAGGCAGGCACCUGAUUGGAGAAGGCUAAUGUAGUGGCUUGCACGACAAAGUAAUUUCAGGGAGAAAGGGUGAAGAAACAACAGCCUUAAGCUAAAGUCUGGAAAGUUUGCCUCAAAGAAUGGACAGCUUUAGUUAAUAUCAUCUUAAAUUAGGAUCAUAUAAUUCUGUACCAAAUUCAUUCCAAAUACAGUAUCAACUCUGGAGUCCUCAUGCAAAAUCAUUUAAUCAUUCACCUCAUGCCAUAUCCUUCUUUGAUAUGAGCAUUUAUCUUGGUAAAUAAGAAACUAUAAUCAGGAUAAAUCUCUGUGGAGAUAAUACCCUGUUUUACAAGGUGGAAGAAAAGUGUUACAUCUUUUAUUGAGUAGGGUGUACUGCAGCCAACCUGUCAUAACGUACUAGCCAGGACGUACUAUAUAAUUUUCAUAAAUGUAAAACCAUGUCCUUUGUUAUUCUUUUACAUUUGGGAUGUUGUACUUAUUUUUAAUUCACAACCUUGUAUUUUAUUUUAUUUUUCCCACCAUUAAAAAAAAAUGGAUUCUGGUUUGGAAUAUAAUCCUAUGCAAGUUUACUUAGAAGUAAAUCCCAUUAUGUUCCAUGGGACUUACUCCCAUUUGUAUCUGCAUCAAAUUAAGCCUUAGAUUUAGGUGUGAGGUUGUAUACACUUUUGCAUUUAAAAUGCAGGGUAAUUUUUUAUAUAAUGGGAUUGGUUGUAUCAGCAUCCAAGCAGGGCAGUCUGAGGCAAAACUAUUUUUCUGCUUUGGAAAAUCUCUUCUGAAGGUGGCAUUAGCUUUGGAGAAAAAAAUAAAUGCUGCCAGCUCAAAAUCAUCUAUGCAUCUUGAUGUUAGCCACCUCAAAAAGGCUAAAUAAGAAAUGCUAUUCUCUUACAUGUUAAUUAUGCUUUUAUAAUAAGCAGUUCAGACAACCAUUCUAGUAUGAUCUGAAAAAGUCACAUUCACUGAUAUAUCAUUCCAGAUCUGUGUCCUUAUCUGCUAUUUGGCAAUACUGAUGUGUGUAUAAUGCUUAGAAUGAUUCUGUAUUUUAAUGAACAAAAACAGAUGCAAGAGGGCAUUUUUACCUAUUAUAUACAAAAGGGAAACCAGGAUUCCUAUAAAAUUAUGAAAUUCACUUAUGGCAAGUAAAAUUGUUAUCCAUAUGGCUUCAGGCUGAGGUGUUUUGUAUUUCCUAGCUCUACUAAGUGAAAAUAUCUGAGACUGAAACAGAAUUUAUAUACUUUUUUUUUAAUUUCAAAAAAUGUAUUGGAUGCUUUUUAUGGACCAUUUGGGGGGAGAGUGUCCACAUCAUUUGUGUCAAUUUAUGUAAAUGGUGUAAUUUGCAGUAAAACUUCAAUUUAAUAGAUAAAUGAUAGAGUCCAAAUUAAAAGAUUUGUCUGUUAUGUCAGAAGUCAGUCAAAGGGAGGGUUUACUGUGUAAUGCAAAGCUGUUGGGUACUUUUUCCUCCAUGGUGUCUUGGAUCAAACUAGUGGACUAAAUUUAGCAUAACCUUGAUUUUUUUAUUUUUACUUUUUUUUUUUGAAGUUUUGAAUUCUAGGAUAUUGUAACUUGUUUUGCUAACAAGUUUACGUUAUUUAAAAGUCCUAAUUUUCAGAAGCUUGAAACCUGUCUUGGUUACUUUAUCUUUUUCUCUUCAGUCUCCUUGUACAGAAUUGCUAGGGAAUUCAGUUAUAUCCAAUUGGGCAUAUACCAAAAAAGUGGAAAUAGGGAUGAAUACUUAUCUAAAGUAAAAGAAGCAAAAGACAAGUAAGCAAGUAAAAGACAGCUUCAGAAAGCAGAAACAUUUGGUGUAUGUUAAUCAAGUCAAGACUUUUUAGGAGUGUAUUAAACAGGCUUAAAUGGAAGCAAUAGUUAAGUCACUUUUCAGUCAUAUCCAUUCUAUAUUUUCUAUCUCAUUCUGUACAUCAGUCUGUAAAGAUAAUAUCCACUGGUAUUCAAAUUAUGAAAAAAAUAAUUUGGAAGAGUUUAUUUCCUUGUAUACACUAGCUGAUAUUUCCUUACAAGAAAAGGAACACUUCAAAAAGAUUUGUCAGCAUUACUGGACUUUUUUUUUUUUUU
Messenger RNA from Python bivittatus (Burmese python), 6157 nucleotides. It is a transcript of the gene MXI1, whose product is annotated as MAX interactor 1, dimerization protein. Gene Ontology annotation, biological process: regulation of transcription by RNA polymerase II. Gene Ontology annotation, molecular function: protein dimerization activity; RNA polymerase II cis-regulatory region sequence-specific DNA binding; DNA-binding transcription factor activity, RNA polymerase II-specific. The record is from RefSeq and is a predicted model, not a curated record. Lineage: Eukaryota; Metazoa; Chordata; Lepidosauria; Squamata; Pythonidae.